AGCAGAGUGUCGUCACUUAACAAGAGUCAUCAACUCAUCAACCUAACUAGGACAAUGGCGGCUAUGGCUUCUCACGUCUCGACGCCACGAUCACCUGCUCUUUCCCUCUCCUCUUCAUCGUCCACCACUCUUACUCGCUUCUCCGCCGUAUCACUCUCUUCUCCGGCGACCUUCUCCUCCCUCCGCCUUCGUGUCUCCUGCCAAGCCUCCUCCGUCACUUCCCCCACAACUUCCGAUGUGAAAGGAAGUUGUGACCUGAAAGACUUUCUGGCCAUAGAUGAUUUUGACACAGAGACCAUCAAAAAGAUCCUAGACAAGGCCUCAGAGGUCAAAGCCCUGCUCAAGUCAGGGGAGAGGAACUAUCUGCCUUUCAAAGGCAAGUCCAUGUCUAUGAUCUUCGCAAAGCCCUCCAUGAGGACUCGUGUUUCCUUCGAGACUGGCUUCUUCUUGCUUGGUGGACAUGCCUUGUAUCUUGGUCCCGAUGACAUCCAGAUGGGCAAGAGGGAGGAGACUCGCGACGUUGCUCGUGUUCUGUCGGGAUAUAAUGACAUCAUUAUGGCCCGUGUCUUUGCUCAUCAGGACAUUCUUGAUUUGGCUAACUACUCGAGUGUACCAGUUGUCAACGGUCUGACAGAUCAUAACCAUCCUUGUCAGAUUAUGGCUGAUGCCCUCACAAUCAUUGAGCACAUUGGUCAAGUCGAAGGGACAAAGGUUGUUUAUGUUGGAGAUGGGAACAAUAUGGUUCACUCAUGGUUAGAAUUGGCAUCAGUUAUUCCUUUCCACUUCGUCUGCGCUUGCCCAAAAGGGUUUGAGCCAGACAAAGAGAGAGUUCUAAAGGCAGAACAAGCUGGUUUAAGUAAGAUAGAGAUCGUGCAUGAUGCUAAAGAAGCUGUGAUAGGAGCUGAUGUUGUGUACUCAGACGUAUGGGCCAGUAUGGGCCAAAAGGAUGAAGCUGAAUACCGCCGAAAAGCAUUCCUAGGAUUCCAGGUGGAUGAAGCUCUUAUGAAGUUGGCUGGACCAAAAGCCUAUUUCAUGCAUUGUUUGCCUGCAGAAAGAGGAGUUGAGGUGACCAAUGGAGUCGUGGAAGCUCCUUAUUCCAUUGUCUUCCCACAGGCUGAGAAUCGUAUGCAUGCUCAAAAUGCUAUAAUGCUUCAUUUGCUUGGCUUUUGAACCCCUUUUGUUAUCUUAGUUCUCUCUCUCUCUCACGUGUUUACUGGUGUGCCAUUGUGGAUGGUGUAGCUGGGAAUAAGAAUGAGCUUCUUUUUAUAUAAUAUGACAUGGUUACAUAUUUUUAUA
This is a messenger RNA of Raphanus sativus (radish), 1296 nucleotides long. RefSeq names its product ornithine transcarbamylase, chloroplastic. Bases 55 to 1170 code for a protein of 371 amino acids. NCBI's taxonomy places the organism in Eukaryota, Viridiplantae, Streptophyta, Magnoliopsida, Brassicales, Brassicaceae. The transcript has 5 exons. Gene Ontology annotation, cellular component: intracellular membrane-bounded organelle. The record is from RefSeq and is a predicted model, not a curated record. Gene Ontology annotation, biological process: L-citrulline biosynthetic process. Gene Ontology annotation, molecular function: amino acid binding; ornithine carbamoyltransferase activity.